AUGGAUCCAGCUGUGCUCCUGGUGUUGGCUCUCUCCUGUUUGCUUCUCCUUACCUUCUGGAAACAGAGCUCAGGCAGAGGAAAGCUGCCUCCUGGACCCACUCCUUUCCCGAUCAUUGGAAACAUUCUCCAACUGGAUGUGAAGGACGUCAGCAAAUCCUUGACCAAUUUUUCUAAAGUCUAUGGCCCCGUGUUCACCCUGUAUUUUGGCACAAAGCCCACUGUGGUGCUACAUGGAUAUGAGGCAGUGAAGGAGGCCCUGAUUGAUCUUGGAGAAGACUUUGCUGGAAGAGGCAGGUUUCCUAUACUGGAAAAAGUUAAUAACGGACUUGGAAUAAUUUUCAACAAUACAAAGUCAUGGAAGGAGAUGCGGCGCUUCUCACUCAUGACCCUGCGGAAUUUUGGGAUGGGGAAGAGGAGCAUUGAGGACCGAGUUCAAGAGGAGGCCCGCUGCCUUGUGGAGGAGCUGAGGAAAACCAAUGCUUCACCCUGUGAUCCCACCUUUAUCCUGAGUCUUGCUCCCUGCAAUGUGAUUUGCUCCAUUAUUUUUCAUAAUCGUUUUGAUUAUAAAGAUAAGGAUUUUCUUGAAUUGAUGACAAAAUUGAAUGAAGAUAUUACAAAUCUGAACUCUCCGUGGUUGCAGCUCUGCAACAUUUUCCCAUUUCUCAUUAAGUGUUUCCCUGGAAUUUAUAGUGAUUUGCUAAAAAAUUCUGAUUACACAAGAAAAUUUAUUAUGGAGAAAGUGAGAGAACAUGAAAAAUCAUUGGAUGUGGACAAUCCUCGGGACUUUAUUGAUUGUUUCUUAAUCAAAAUGGAGCAGGAAAAGAACAAUCCACAGUCGUGGUUCAAUUAUGAGAGCUUGGAAAUCACUGUGGCUGAAUUGUUUUCAGCUGGCACAGAGACAACCAGCACAACACUGAGGUACUGUCUCCUGCUCCUGCUGAAGCACCCGGAGGUCAUGGCUAAAGUGCAGGAGGAGAUUGAGCGUGUGAUUGGCAGAGACCGGAGCCCCUGCAUGCAGGACAGGAGCCGCAUGCCCUACACGGACGCUGUCAUCCACGAGGUCCAGAGAUUCAUUGACCUCAUACCCACCAACCUGCCUCAUGCAGUGACACGGGAUGUUUACUUCAGAAACUACCUCAUUCCCAAGGGCACCACUAUCAUCCCAUCACUGACAUCUGUGCUUCAUGAUGAAAAAGAAUUUUCCAACCCUAAAGUAUUUGACCCUGGACAUUUUCUGGAUGAAAGUGGCAACUUUAAGAAGAGUGACUACUUCAUGCCCUUCUCAGCAGGAAAACGGGUUUGUGUGGGAGAGGCCCUGGCCCGCAUGGAGCUGUUUUUGUUCCUGACCACCAUCUUACAGAAUUUCAAUCUGAAAUCUGUCGUUGAACCAAAGGACCUUGACAUCACUGCAGUCGCCAGUGGAUUAAUUGCUGUUCCACCUCCAUACCAGCUCUGCUUCAUUCCUGUUUAGAUGGAGCACCCUGGCUGCUGGUGCACUGGCAUCUACAGUUCCCUUUUCUAUCAUUAAUUUCAUUUAUAACUCUUUCACAUCUCAGCAUUCUCUGAGAUCCAGUGAACACACAAGCUCCGUUAAUGGAAUGCCAUAAGGUAAUUUCACAACAAUUUCUUCUAUUCUGUGUAUUCUCAAUCACUGACACUACUGCUUACAUUUAGUAAAUACUGUGAAAUUGACCAAUACUUAUCACCCUAAUAGAGGAAAAAAUGUACCUUUCAACAUAUUAUUUUCUCUGCUUGUUCUUACUUAAAAAUUAAAAAAAAUAAAAUAAACAUUGUUGUAUGGUCAGUUCUCCAAGAAUGUAAGAGUCUCAAGAGGCCCUUGUGUUCUCAUAGUUACAAGCAGAGUCAUUAAAUGAAAAAGGAUAGAAAACUUUGAGAG
Messenger RNA from Ochotona curzoniae (black-lipped pika), 1899 nucleotides. Its product is annotated as cytochrome P450 2C5-like. The coding region runs from base 1 to 1473 and encodes 490 amino acids. The transcript has 9 exons. NCBI's taxonomy places the organism in Eukaryota, Metazoa, Chordata, Mammalia, Lagomorpha, Ochotonidae. Gene Ontology annotation, biological process: xenobiotic metabolic process. Gene Ontology annotation, cellular component: cytoplasm; intracellular membrane-bounded organelle. Gene Ontology annotation, molecular function: iron ion binding; oxidoreductase activity, acting on paired donors, with incorporation or reduction of molecular oxygen, reduced flavin or flavoprotein as one donor, and incorporation of one atom of oxygen; heme binding. The record is from RefSeq and is a predicted model, not a curated record.